Molecule: messenger RNA, 1739 nt
Organism: Physcomitrium patens
Lineage: Eukaryota; Viridiplantae; Streptophyta; Bryopsida; Funariales; Funariaceae
Product: large ribosomal subunit protein uL3
Biological process (GO): translation
Cellular component (GO): ribosome; cytosolic large ribosomal subunit
Molecular function (GO): structural constituent of ribosome; RNA binding
Source: RefSeq, a predicted model, not a curated record
CAUGGGAAUGCCCAAGCCCUACAAUACCAUCGCUCCCCACGAAAACCGUCUCUUUCAGCAUUUCAUUGCUGCUCUGCCUUGCAAGCCCAGCACGCAGCCAUGUCGCACAGGAAAUUCGAGCACCCCAGGCACGGGUCUCUGGGAUUCCUGCCCCGGAAGAGAGCGGCGAGGUCGCGUGGUAAGGUGAAGACCUUCCCGAAAGAUGUGGCCUCGAAGGAGCCGCACUUGACUUCGUUCCUUGGGUACAAGGCUGGUAUGACUCACAUCGUGCGCGAGGUGGAGAAGCCUGGGUCUAAGCUGCACAAGAAGGAGACAUGCGAGGCCGUGACCAUCGUGGAGACGCCUCCCAUGGUGGUGGUGGGUUUGGUGGCGUACAUCAAGACCCCGCGCGGUUUGAGGUCGCUGAACACGGUGUGGGCUCAGCACUUGAGCGACGAGGUGAAGAGGCGGUUCUACAAGAACUGGUACAAGUCGAAGAAGAAAGCGUUCUCGAAGUACAGCAAGAGGUACGAGAGCGAGGAGGGGAAGAAGGAUGUGGAGUCGGAGCUGGAGAGGAUGAAGAAGUACGCGAGCGUGAUCCGUGUGCUGGCGCACACGCAGGUGAGGAAGCUGAAGGGCAUCAAGCAGAAGAAGGCGCAUUUGGCAGAGAUUCAGGUGAACGGCGGGAGCAUCGCGGCGAAGGUGGACUUCGGGUACAAGCUGUUCGAGAAGGAGGUGCCGGUGGACUCGGUGUUCAGGAAGGACGAGAUGAUCGACAUCAUCGGUGUGACCCGGGGUCACGGGUACGAGGGCGUGGUGACGCGGUGGGGAGUGACUCGUCUGCCGAGGAAGACUCACAGGGGUCUUCGGAAGGUGGCGUGUAUCGGAGCAUGGCAUCCGGCGCGAGUGUCGUUCACGGUGGCUCGGGCGGGACAGAACGGGUACCAUCACAGGACGGAGAUGAACAAGAAGGUGUACAAGGUGGGGAAAGUGGCGGACAAGCAGUCGUUUUCGGCGUCGACAGAGUUCGACGUGACGGAGAAGGAGAUCACGCCGAUGGGCGGGUUCGCACAUUACGGUAUCGUGAGGGAGGAUUAUUUGAUGAUCAAGGGAGGAGUGAUGGGACCGAAGAAGAGGGUGAUAACACUUCGUCAGAGUCUGUACAAGCAGGUGUCUCGAAGUGCAUUGGAGGACAUCAAGCUGAAGUUCAUCGACACAUCGUCGAAGUUCGGACACGGGCGGUUCCAGACAUCGCUUGAGAAGGCGAAGGUGUACGGUAAGGUGAAGACAGCAGCAUAAGGGUUACGGUAAAAACUUUGAUUUUGAGGUAGAGCAAUUGUUAGAGGCUUUGAUUAUUGUGGGGGCAUACACUGGGUGUGUGUAAUUGGCCUCUGGCAUGUGAAUUUGUAAGCUUGCGUUGAAGCUGGUACACCUCUGCCACGCCUACCUACUUCGGCCUGGAUCACCGUUGAUGGUUUACUUCUCGUAAUGACAGUUUUUACUGAGGGUCUGAACCCACUUGGAGUUGUUUACUACGCACUAGUCAUAUAUAUGAAUGAGGGCUUGCUUUACUUCAAGUAAGCUAUGGGCCGCUAGCAUGUGCCUAUCAUGCAAUUGAUGCCUCUUCUGGCUCUUUGCAUGUGCACCGCUGCCAUGCCCUCCUUGAAUGACUGUUUUGCAGGUUUGAAACUUAUUCCAUACGUAUAAUUUGGUACUCUCAGCCUUGUUGUUUUUCUUCAGGCUGUCUUGUUCUAGUUUUA